UUUAAAGUUGAGCAUUUCCUGUUGCUACAUUUGUCAUUCCCUAAAAUGGCGAAUUUAGCAGCUGCUGUUGUUGCUGCCGCUGGCAGAGAUCCCGCUGUUGACCGUUCAUUGCGCUCUGUCUUUGGUAAAUUUAUUGAUGGGGGAAUACUAGUUGAUUCAAAAGUGUAUGUCGAAGAAUACGUUUGUACUCACAGCUAGCGAGCUGGAUAGCUUACAAACCGCGCUAGACAUAGCACAGCAGCAGAUAGCUAACUAACUAAUGUGUGCAGGAUUUGUAUCAAACGUAUUUUUAUAGAUCGCAAGUAUGCCUCACGUUAGUUAGCCAAGGUAUUCCUCUGUCAGUAUCACAGACUGGGAAACAUUCCAUAUGAGGCCACAGAGGAGCAACUGAAAGACAUUUUUUCAGAAGUUGGGCUUGUUGUCAGCUUUAGGUUAGUGUAUGAUAGGGAGACAGGCAAGCCAAAAGGAUAUGGCUUCUGUGAGUAUCAAGACCAGGAGACGGCCCUCAGUGCCAUGCGGAACCUGAACGGAAGAGAGUUCAGCGGCCGAGCUCUCCGUGUCGACAAUGCUGCUAGUGAGAAGAAUAAAGAAGAGCUCAAGAAGUUCCUGAGUGGCGCAAGGCACUGCAUAUCCGUGCAAGAGGUGUCACUACAGUCCCUGGUUCGUAUCAAGACUGUAUCACAUCCGGCCGUGACUGAGAGUCCCAUAGGGCUGCGUACAAUUUGCCCAGCAUCGGCCGGGCAAAAGUGUUUUUAUGUGCACUACGUCAUCAUGCGCAGCCUUUUUAUCCGCAAAAGGUUUGGGGACGGGGGCCCCUAUCAUUGAGUCUCCCUACGGGGACAACAUAGUGCCAGAUGAGGCUCCAGAGUCUAUAAGCAGAGCUGUGGCCAGUCUGCCCCCAGAGCAGAUGUUUGAGCUCAUGAAACAGAUGAAGCUGUGUGUGCAAAACAGUCCCCAGGAGGCCAGGAACAUGCUGUUGCAGAACCCCCAGCUGGCCUUUGCCUUGCUCCAGGCCCAGGUGGUCAUGAGGAUCGUAGACCCUGAGAUCGCCUUGAAAAUGCUUCACCGUCAAACCCCAGUGCAGCCAUUGGUUCCCAACAGUCAAGCUGGACCAGUGCCAGUGGCCAACCAGCCUAUUCCACCGCCCAAUGCUCCAGUCUCCCAGUCACAGCCAAUGCCGGGCAUGCACAUGAACGGAGCCCCCCAGAUGAUGCAGCCCCCUCCCGUAGGUGGAGGACCUGGGCCCAUGCCAGGGCAGGGACUGGUGGGACCACCAGGUGGGAUACUGCCACCGAUAGGAAUGCCUCAGGGAGGUCCCGUUCCUAUCGACAGGGGACAAGGAAACCUCCAGCACUCUCCCAUAGGAUCGUCUGGGCAAGCUGCUAUCGAGCGGCCUCAAGGACCAGGUGGUAUCCCCCCCAGAGGCCUGCUUGGCGACGGCCCCAACGACCCCCGAGGAGGAACCCUGCUCUCAGUCACAGGAGAGGUCAUCGAACCCAGUCGUGGAGGAGGCUUCAUUGGCGCCCCCCCACCACAACAGGGGCCCCCCAUGCACAUGACCCAGAUGGUUGGCGGGCCUCCUCCGGACAUGAGGCCGCCUCACGACAUGAGAGGAUCCCCCAUGGGUGAACCCAGAGGCAUGAUGGGAGAGCCCCGGGGACCCCCCAUGAGUGAACCCAGAGGCAUGAUGGGAGAGCCCCGGGGACCCCCCAUGGGUGAACCCAGAGGCAUGAUGGGAGAGCCCCGGGGACCCCCCAUGGGUGAACCCAGAGGCAUGAUGGGAGAGCCCCGGGGACCCCCCAUGGGUGAACCCAGAGGCAUGAUGGGAGAGCCCCGGGGACCCCCCAUGAUGGAGCCCAGGGGACCCCCCAUGGAGACAAGAGGUCGUGACCCCAGAGCGGUGGACACCCGUGGACCAGUGUCAGGCCAGAGGGUUCCCAUGGCCCAAGGAAUGCAGGGUCCCCCCCCUCACUCCAUGAAUCCUAAUGCCCCUCCAACUGCCAGACCGGGUCCUGGUGUACCACAGUCCGGAGGUAGCUUCAGCCCAGGGCAAAGCCAGGUGACCUCACAGGACCAUGAGAAGGCUGCCUUGAUCAUGCAGGUGCUGCAGCUGACCCCAGAACAGAUUGCCAUGCUGCCCCCAGAGCAGAGGCAGAGCAUCCUCAUCCUCAAAGAGCAGAUCCAGAAGACGGCCGGGGCGCCCUAAAGAACAACCAAUUUCUUGUCCCCUAUGUCGACGUCACCUCAUCCUAAUUUCAAACAUUUUGUAGAUUGUUUUGUAUUAUAUUGUCUUUUUUUAAUGGAAGAUUGAAGUGAGUGCUUGUGAUUUGAAGAAUGUCAGUUCAUCUUCAAAUGGCAACACUUCAACAGAAGUGUUGCUGGAUGUUAUGGGUUUUCAUAUUGUCUAUCAAAAAUAGAUGAGAACAAUUUCAGUACUGUAUUUUAUUCAGCGGGAUGUUGGUAUGUACAGGUGAGGAUUUAAAGUGUCAUUGUAGAUUUAAAAUAAACUAUUUGCUCAAAAAGGACAUACAAAUUAAGUAGGUUGAGGUGGAAGAGUCCUCACAUUUACAAAAUAAUUCCAAGGAAAGUACAUUUGUAUACGUGACUCAUUUGCUAUAGAACAGAUUCUGUGGCUUUGACUGGCAAUGCCUCGCCCUCAUUUAACAUUUCAGUGCACCUGUGGCUUUGACUGGCAAUGCCUCGCCCUCAUUUAACACUUCAGUGCACCCGUGUCGUUUACAAGGAAAUGGAUAUACAGUAGGGCUUUUGUAUAAACAUUGCUAUCAUUUCCUUGAAAGCCUCAGUGUCAUGUUCAGCUAGAAAUGCUGUGAAGAGCCAAGUUUGAUUUCUUAUUCUACACUGAAUAAAACAUAUUUAAAGUG
Molecule: messenger RNA, 2882 nt
Organism: Salmo salar (Atlantic salmon)
Lineage: Eukaryota; Metazoa; Chordata; Actinopteri; Salmoniformes; Salmonidae
Source: RefSeq, a predicted model, not a curated record